UUGGGCGAGAGUCAUUUGACUGAGGCGCGAGGAUCCAAACGGUUGGUCGAACGGACUACAACCGUUGUGCUCGCAGACGCUAGCGGGUAGUUUCGAGGGUUCUGAGUGCUUCAGAUUUAGAUUGUGGAGAACAGUUAUUGUGAAAACGGAACUGCGCAUCCAGCUGAUCGUCACAACAGCGGAAAGACGAACAUGACAGGGAAUCCCUGCACCUCAAAAGGAAGCAGAAAUCGUGAGGAAGUCGCACUUCUUCGAAUGUCCCUCAGGUCAAUGUGAACCACUGCAAUCUUUCCUGUCGGGUUUGGUACGUGGCCCCUACAAGCGCAGAAGAAAUUGCGCCGUUCACCCGCUUGGAUAGCACCGCCGUUCUCAAGAACAGCUAAAUGUACUUCAAGCUAGUCGUCCUAGCAAUUUGCGUCGUCGCCUACUAUCCGUCGUCGUCACUGUCGCCGUCGUCGUCGUCGUCGUCGCCGUCUUCAUCGCCGUCGCCGUCUUCAUCGCCGUUGCCGUCUUCAUCGCCGUCGCAGUCUUCGUCGCCGUCUUCGUCGCCGUCGUCGUCUGAAGGUCCUAGUGGGAAUCUGGACGUAUGGGAGACGUAUAACCAGUCUAAUGUCUUCUUCUUACUGAAACGCACAUACCAAGAGCCGGGAGGACCUAGUAAUUGCAGGUACUCAAGCGUUAUCCGCAGACAUGAUGGAAACCACAGCCUUCUACAAUAUAUGGGAAGUUAUAACCAAACGCAAAAAAAAUAUACCAACUACACAGUGUAUGUAACUGCUACAGCAGAAAGCGCGCAUGACGGCGCGCCGAAGAAUCUUAUGGGAGUUUCGUUCUUUGGAUACACGAACCCACGCAUUGUAUUCAAGCUUGUAUAUGAUGAUGGAAAUGGCUGUUCACUUCUCCAAGUAAUACACGAUAAUCGAACUGGUGUCGCGGAGGACCAAAGGUUAGUUGGAGCGUGUGAACUGUGGGCCACGAAGACCGCAGCGUCCACCAUUAACGACGGGUCAUCUUGUAAAGUGGAGUAUUCGAAACGAUGCACAAACAUAAAAAAUGAAGAUACGCCGUACACGGAGACCUGCGAGGAUCCACCUUCUUGAAAGUAAUUUUAUGAUUUGCCUGUGGACGACAGAUGUCAUUUAAAGGCUCCGAAGGACGACCCAGCACCCAUUGCUGGGUUUAACGUUGAAAAUAAAUACAUAAAUCUUUGA
Molecule: messenger RNA, 1211 nt
Organism: Ornithodoros turicata
Lineage: Eukaryota; Metazoa; Arthropoda; Arachnida; Ixodida; Argasidae
Exons: 6
Coding region: 384-1100 (238 amino acids)
Biological process (GO): symbiont-mediated perturbation of host defenses
Molecular function (GO): amine binding
Source: RefSeq, a predicted model, not a curated record